Amphibalanus amphitrite is the source of this 1251-nucleotide messenger RNA. RefSeq names its product 50 kDa spicule matrix protein-like. NCBI's taxonomy places the organism in Eukaryota, Metazoa, Arthropoda, Thecostraca, Balanomorpha, Balanidae. The record is from RefSeq and is a predicted model, not a curated record. The coding region runs from base 313 to 1092 and encodes 259 amino acids. The transcript is spliced from 3 exons.
GGUUGGAUGAUGAGGGGCGGCACGCCAUUUGCCACUAAGUCGAGCCGCGACUCGCGGGUGGCUAUCCGUGCGGUCAGCUCUACUGGGUCACGGUCAACGCAAGUGGGUUAUAUAAUUUCGUCGGAAAUUCAGAUUCAUCAGGAAGCUGAGUGUUCCUUCUGGUCACUAAGAUCAUGUCACUGGGUGACGGUAAUCUCUUCCAAGAAUAUCUCAGCGGACAUCCAGCAUAUAAAUUCGAUGCUCGUCUAGCCGCACCUCAGUGGAUCCUGAAGUCCAUUUGGAAUCAAAGAGUUGACGAUCCUGCUGACGACGAUGCUGACGCUCCUGCUGACGACUCUGGUGGCGUCCGCCGCCGGCUCCCUGGUGGGCCCGGCGUCCGGUCACGCGUCCGGCACCGUCUCCCAGCAGAUCUUCCAGCAGCCGUACAGCAGCGGCAGGUUCACCACCACCCAGUCGGCGGCCUCGGGAUCAUCAGGCCUGGGCAGCUCCAGCUUCAGCGGCGCGACGGCCAACUCAGCCAAUUUCGGCGGGGUGACCCACUCGAACACGGGCGCCAGCUCGGUGCAGUCGGGACUCGGUCUGGGAGGAGUGGCGCACUCCCCGGUGAUUGGAGGCGGAGGAUACGGCGCAGUUGGAGGACAGAGGCCGGUUAUCGGAGGACAGCGGCCGGUGGUCGGAGGAGGAGGAGGGUUCCGGCCGGUAACCGGAGGUCAGAGGCCUGUGGUUGGAGGACAGCGUCCUGUGGUAGGCGGCGGAGGGUACGGCGCGGUCGGAGGUCAGAGACCUGUCGUUGGAGGACAGCGACCUGUCGGAGGUCUGGGACGCCCUCGGCCAGUGGUGGGCGCUGUCGGACGUCCCCGGCCGGUGCUCGGGGGCGGCUACGGCCAGCGCCCGGUCCUCUCGGCCGGUCUGGGAGGUCAGGUGGCCGCCAGCAACGCGGUACUGUCGGCAAACCUUCAGCAGGCACAGGGCUCGCUGGUUCAGGCGGGUGGCGCCCUGAACCAGGCCGUUGGUACGCUUCAGAGUGAUGUGGCCCACCUCAGCCAGGCGGCGGCGGGCGCAGGUCACGGAGCGCUGGGCUACGGCCGCUGAGGGGCGGGUCAGGUCAGCCUGCCGCCCACCUGCGUCCUGUGUUUAUCCUUUAUUUGUUGAACAGAACACGUCAACAGUACCUUAUGUGAGUGGUGGGACGCAUGUAGCCGCUAUGUGAUGUGAUGCGAUUAUGUUAUCAAUAUAAAAACAUGCCUCCGA